AUGGCGUUGGCACCACGGGAUUCGAACUCGGCAACAACCGGUGGCCAGAUUGUGGACAUGGCCUCCAGGCAGGCAGGGAGGUACAGGCUGGCUAUGCGCGUGCACGUCAGGAAACCUCAGAUGAGCAACAUAAUUCAAGUGAUGCAGCAAAUGCGAAUCGUAAAGGUUGGUGUACCUGCCAAGACUGUGCAAGCAGGCGAUUCGCCGCAGCUGCCGCAAGAGAAUGCGCAGUGCCCACAGCAACCGGCGAAGCUUCAGGCUUCGUCAUACCAGGGAAUGGUGGCGCCGUUUCCGGCCAUGCCUUUCCCUUUCAUGCACCCAAUGAUGUUUGGUUUUCCCGCACCGUUUUUCCCACCGUUUUUGUGUCCGCCGCCAGCGUUCGCCGCUUCCGCCCUGAGCGCAAUGCAGAAACAAGCUGCAGCCGCGCGGCCAGAUGACGGCGUUGGCGCUUUCCACACCUCGUCGCAUUCGGCGUUUCGCCCGCCCCAGGCGGUGCUCAACUACUGCGGCUUUGAGCCGACCGCUAUUUGGAUAGCCGAUGAGGCUUUUUGGCCUGCGGCGUUCUGCUGCAGCAGGCGCGGGCUAACAGCCGCGAGUGGCAGUUGUCCGAAGGCCAGCGACAUGUAUCUCUCCCGUGCGCCUCUGCCGGAAGGCUGUACCUAUCGUUGUGCACGAACAUUGGGUGCGCGGCGGUUCCUGCACUCCUGCGCUGAGCAGCAGGUGUUGCUCAUUGCUGUUGUGACGGCGAGCGGGCAAUGUACGGGAGAGGGUAGGGAAAUUUACAGCCAUGGUGCCGCUCCUUGCCAUUCUGCCGCAACCUAG
Messenger RNA from Volvox carteri f. nagariensis, 822 nucleotides. RefSeq lists its product as uncharacterized. The transcript has 11 exons. The record is from RefSeq and is a predicted model, not a curated record. Lineage: Eukaryota; Viridiplantae; Chlorophyta; Chlorophyceae; Chlamydomonadales; Volvocaceae. The coding region runs from base 1 to 822 and encodes 273 amino acids.